Molecule: messenger RNA, 1247 nt
Organism: Eutrema salsugineum
Lineage: Eukaryota; Viridiplantae; Streptophyta; Magnoliopsida; Brassicales; Brassicaceae
Product: DNA repair protein RAD51 homolog 3
Exons: 9
Coding region: 56-1090 (344 amino acids)
Biological process (GO): reciprocal meiotic recombination; DNA repair; meiotic DNA recombinase assembly
Cellular component (GO): Rad51C-XRCC3 complex; Rad51B-Rad51C-Rad51D-XRCC2 complex; replication fork
Molecular function (GO): ATP-dependent DNA damage sensor activity; four-way junction DNA binding; crossover junction DNA endonuclease activity
Source: RefSeq, a predicted model, not a curated record
UUUGGGCGGCGAAAAUCGCCGGCGAUUGAAGAAUCCUCACUCGCGACUAGAGAUCAUGACGGAGACAUCGAGGCUGCCGUUAUCGUCUUCGAUUAGAGGGAAGCUGAUAUCUGCCGGUUACACUUCUCUUUCAUCGAUUUCUUCCGUCUCUUCAACUGAUCUCGCUCGAGAUGUAAAUAUCACAGAGGCGGAAGCAUUUGACAUUUUGAAGCUUGUAAAUCAAAUUUCUGGAUCCAAUGGAAGCAGCUCGCUUAUAAAUGGAGCAAAGAAUGCUUGGGAUAUGCUACAUGAGGAGGAAUCUUUGCCGCGCAUUACUACAUCUUGUUCGGAUCUUGAUAGCAUCUUGGGUGGUGGAAUAAGCUGUAGGGAUGUUACCGAGAUUGGUGGGGUACCGGGUAUUGGCAAGACUCAGAUUGGGAUCCAGCUCUCUGUGAAUGUUCAGAUUCCUCGUGAGUGUGGUGGUCUUGGAGGGAAAGCAAUUUAUAUCGAUACAGAAGGUAGCUUCAUGGUGGAGCGUGCUUUACAGAUCGCAGAAGCUUGUGUGGAGGACAUGGAGGAAUACACAGGAUACAUGCAUAAACAUUUUAAAGCUAAUCAAGUACAGAUGAAACCCAAUGAUAUCUUAGAGAACAUAUUCUACUUCCGUGUCUGCAGUUACACCGAGCAAAUCGCAUUGGUCAAUCAUCUUGACAAGUUCAUCUCUGAAAAUAAAGAUGUCAAAGUGGUAAUCGUAGAUAGUAUCACGUUUCAUUUCCGUCAGGACUUUGAUGACUUAGCCCAGAGGACACGUGUGCUCAGCGAAAUGGCUUUAAAGUUCAUGAAGCUUGCCAAAAAAUUCUCACUUGCUGUUGUAUUAUUAAACCAAGUGACCACAAAGUACACCGAAGGCUCGUUUCAAUUAGCUCUUGCUUUAGGCGAUAGCUGGUCUCAUUCUUGCACCAACAGAGUGAUUCUGUAUUGGAACGGUGAUGAGCGUUACGCGUAUAUCGAUAAAUCCCCUUCACUUCCUUCAGCUUCAGCUUCAUACACUAUAACUAGUAGAGGUCUAAGAAACUCUUCCUCAAGCAGCAAGCGAGUCAAGAUGAUGUAAAGACACAACACAAGCACAUGAGUAAGCUUUCUCCGGUUUAGUUUUGAUUUGAUUGAACGCACUUGUUUGACCGGACGAUAUCAAAACCGGCACAAGAGUUGGUGGAUUAGUGACUAAUUAAUUUAUCUAUUAAAUCGAAACUCUAAAGCAAUAAUAA